GGUAGUCUUGAUCAUGUGGGCGUGGUAUGUAAACAAACUCAUGCGAGCCGAGAUCCGCCUCUUUUCGAUUUCGGAGUUCAGACGAUCAAUAUAUUUCACACAAUUAUUAGGUUUCCAUGCCAUAUAGGACCUCUUUGUUUCGGUUGAAGCAAUGCUGAAGUUGAUUAGAGCAGCAUGCUUACAUUAUAACCACCCUACAUCACUCCGUGCUACUGUUACUGGUACGAUUCGUGGACGGAUGAGGAUGUCAACCCCUGAUACCGCAAAUCGCUCAUCAUCAAAAGCAAGAGAUGACUGCCAACAUUAUUUACGACAGAGUGCGCAAGAAAUAUUUGAAGCUGGAGUGGAAGCCGUUCUUCCAAGUCAGAUGGUCAAAGAUGCUCUGUGUUUUGAAGGCAGUAGACUGUGCGUUAAUGGACAAGAGUAUGCGGUCAAUAAGAAUGUUCACAUCGCUGCCUUUGGUAAAGCAGUGGCUGGGAUGGUGAGAGCAGCUGAAGAUAUCCUAGGUGAUGAGGUGGUUGAUGGCAUUGCAAGUGUACCAUUUGGAAUUCAGAAGACUCUGAUAGGUCACAACAAAGAAGCUCUCCUGCCGAGGUCAGAUUCAAAGGUCAAGAUGAUAGAAGGUGCAAAGGACAAUCUUCCAGAUUCAGAUUCAUUACGAGCUGCUGAAGAAAUCUCGAGACUGGCCAACAAGCUAACUGAACGUGAUAUCCUCUUAGUAAUGAUUUCAGGUGGAGGAUCUGCUCUGCUUCCGUCACCCAUCCCGCCCAUUACUCUGGCUGAGAAACUAAACGUCAUCAACCUACUAGCAAGGAGAGGAGCCACAAUUGAACAACUCAAUACAGUGAGAAAGAAUCUCUCAACACUCAAGGGUGGAAGGCUAGCCACCAUUGCAAGACCUGCAAAGGUUAUUAGCUUGAUUCUAUCCGACAUCAUCGGAGACCCCAAAGAUUUGAUUGCAAGUGGACCGACUGUACCAGACUCUUCAACAACUCAAGACUGUUUGAAGAUCUUCCAAGAGUUUUCAAUCCCUAGAGUUGAGAUACCUUCUUCAGUUCUGGAAGUCCUUGAUAGGCCAGACAAUCAUUCAAACUCUGAACCGUUAAGUGCCUUUUCUCAUGCUAAUAAUGUGAUCAUUGGAAGUAACUCAAUCGCAGUAGCUGCAGCAAAGAAGAAGGCAGAAGCCAUCGGUUUUGAGACAGUGAACAUAUCAAAUGCAAUGGAUGGCGAAGCAAGGCACGUUGCAGCCUUGUUUGCUGAUUUAGCCAAGUAUGUUUGUGAUAGAUAUACAGCAGGAUCUACCGGUGGAAAGGCAUUUGCAGAAUGCUUCAGGGUUACCAAAGACAAGGUUCAAGAACUUGAGGAUACUUUAGAGGUGGCUGUCCAAGGAAACAAGCCAGUUUGUUUAAUUAGUGCAGGAGAAACUACUGUGACUGUCAAAGGGAAGGGAAAGGGUGGUAGGAACCAGGAACUAGCUUUGGCUGCAGGAAUCGCAAUGAAAGAAUCCUCAGCCUUGCAGACUUACAACAAAGAUGGGUUCCGUGUGGCCCUCCUCUCCGCUGGGACAGAUGGACAGGAUGGACCUACAGAUGCUGCAGGAGCCAUUGCUGACCUUAGUCUAGUCACCAGAGCCUGUGAAUCAGGUUUAGAUCCUGCAAGGUACCUGGACAACAAUGAUUCUUAUACAUUCUACAGAACAUUCGACCAAGGACGUAACCUGGUGAUGACUGGUUUGACUGGGACAAAUGUAAUGGACAUCCAAAUACUCCUUGUCUAUCCACCCCAUAGGUCUCUCUGAUAUUACCAAGGUCAAUGUAAUACAGGUACCUUUAAUACACUUUGUUCAAUGUCUGCAAUGUACCAUGUUAAAUGUUCAUGGAUGGCUUUGAUAAGGCUUAACAGGUGAAAUUAAGAUGAAAUUCAUCGCUGCCACAUUACCCAUUGCAACAGGGCCUCUGUUAGCACUAACAAUGUUUCUGUGAGGUCAGUACAGAGCUUUAUUACUUCUUAGGAGUAAAAAUAUUGACUCUUUCAGAUUUCGAGAUGUGAUUCAAUAUUUUGAUUUUGGCACAGUGAAAUUUAAAUGAAAUAUCUCUCGGAUUUUGCAUCUUGGUCUCGACGUUUGUGUGUGACGUUGAGACAGUCAUGCAGAGACCUAACAUCAUCACUCAAUGUUGAGCUGUUGAUGAUGUAAUUGGUUUCAUCUUUCUGAACUUAAUUUGCUGUUUCAUCAAAGGUCAGAAGUCCUUUUCACACUCUCAAUACCACCACCAAACUUGAAAUCCUACCCAUUCAUUGGACCAUUCAGCAACAAAACAUAUCAGGGAACUUUUCUACUGCUAAACUACUUUCCAAAAUUAUAUAUAUUUCAUGUUUGGAAGAAAUUGUUUUCAUGACAAGAAAAUGUAAGUUUGUAUAUUGUCUAAAUCCCCAUAAAGAAUGUGAAUAAUGAUCUAACAUUGUAUGCACUUGAGAGGUAUAUAUUGCACAGGUUAAAGUUCAAUAUUCAUGGUAAUGAAUGCAAUAUAUCUCAUAUACCACAAAAGAAUUCCAAUAUCAAUAUUGGUAUAUGACUAUAUGUAAAAACUAUUUUCAUAAUGCAGCAAUACAUUCAUUUUUAUUUUCCUCCAUUGAUACGGGUAAUUAAUGAAUCCUACAUUAGAUAGGCAAUAUAUUAAUAAUAUCGCAUGCAGGCAACCAAACAUCUGGAAGGAUAGUUAAUGCAAGGAUUUAUUUUAUCGAAAAGGUUGCUUGUAUAGUUGUAUGUGUAAUAAUCAGUGGUAAUUCAAAAGGAAUUUAUGCAUUGAAAUUGUGUAUUGUGUGUAACACCCUCUCUGCUAAAUUCAGGGAAAUUAUUUUGCAUUAUUACCCGUCUGAGCUGGUCAUUUACGCAACCAUGUUGCCUAGAUUUUCUGAAUAUUGAGAAGGGUAGUAUUUGUAUUUUUUCUUGGUAUCUAUACGCGUACUGACUUUGCAUGCAGAGAUGAUGCAAAUGUACCUUGGUAUUUUCCCUGGUCUCACAUCCGGGCAUUUGAGGAUGCAGAGAAAAAGAUACGCUUCAUAAUGAUCCGCGCAGCAACAAUAUACGUCAAAAUAAAGACGACGCUGAAGACGGAUGCUGGAUAUGCAUCCCUAGGGACCUGAUGUUAUAAUUACAAGUACGUUAUAACGGUAAAGUGCAGAGCCUCGAUAGCCCCUGAUUAUAAAUGACACAAUAGAAGUUAGAACCCUAUUUUCAUGAUUUUUGCUGUAGAUGUCUGAUUUGAAUGAUAAUGAAAAUAUUGACUGGCUCUUCUAUCAGGGAACAUCAAAUAUAUUGCCCUCAAAAGAAUUUAAAGAACCAUAUUGCCAUCGUCUAAAACUUGGGCCAAUAUCACUCUGUUGCGGGCAAUAUAUUUGAAGUUCGCUCAAGGCCAGUCAAUAUUUUAUAAUUAUUGUCAAGCAGAGACUACUGAUCCAGUACAGUGUAAACAUUUACAUGUAAUGUAUGUAUUAUCUAUAGUUUUGAUCAUCUGUUGAUUCAAAUGGGAAUUAUUGCAAUAAACAAUCAUGCAUUAAUGUGAAAGGUAAAUAAAGAAAAAAAAAACAAUUGACAGCACUGAAAUUUUCUUGAAAUACAUUUAUUUGAAAUCUUA
Lytechinus pictus (painted urchin) is the source of this 3635-nucleotide messenger RNA. RefSeq names its product glycerate kinase-like. The record is from RefSeq and is a predicted model, not a curated record. Gene Ontology annotation, biological process: protein phosphorylation. Gene Ontology annotation, molecular function: glycerate kinase activity. The coding region runs from base 152 to 1798 and encodes 548 amino acids. Gene Ontology annotation, cellular component: cytoplasm. Lineage: Eukaryota; Metazoa; Echinodermata; Echinoidea; Temnopleuroida; Toxopneustidae. The transcript is spliced from 6 exons.